AUGGUGAAAUCAUUUCAAGAUGGAAAGUCGAUCGACUUCAAUGCGAUCGCUCCAAGAUUGAACGCUCCAACUCAAACUGAAGCUGUUGCAAGAGAAACAGAGAUGGCCCAAAACAAGAUUCUCUAUGCUGCAAAGCUCGACAAGGACAUGCGAAGGUCAGCCUACUUCAAGACAAACAAGAGAACCGUCAAAUCAAACAUCAUGCUGAAGUUUGUGACAAAGGCAAUGGAUCUCAAGCUUCAAUGUGAAGCGGAUUUCACAACUACUCUUGAAGAUCCGAUCGAACUCUUGAAACGUGUUGAACGAUUCAUGAAGAAGAUUGCUGAUGCUGAGUAUGAUUUCUUGGAUUUCUGGGAAGCGAAUCAAAAGUUCUUUGAUAUGAAGCAAGGAACAACGGAAAACUUCAUGCAUUUCAAGGAACGAUUCUUGAGACAGGCUGAAGUCCUGCAAGAUCUAUAUGACAUGGCCUGGUUCCAAGAUUUUGCAGUCAAGACGAAAGCGUAUGCUGCUAUUGCUAGCACCAAUACUGCUGCUAAAAACAAGUUCAAGGAUGAUAUCUUUGAAGCCGUUCUUGCAACAGGAUUUCUUUGCAACUGCGAUCAAACGAGAACAGCUCCUCUGAUGCUGGAUCUUCAGACAAACUAUUGCAGAGAAGUGGAUUAUUAUCCAAAGACGGUCAGCAAAGCACAAGAUAUGUUGAAAAUUCACAUGGAA
Molecule: messenger RNA, 714 nt
Organism: Cylindrotheca closterium
Lineage: Eukaryota; Bacillariophyta; Bacillariophyceae; Bacillariales; Bacillariaceae
Source: the annotation of a GenBank genome assembly